Messenger RNA from Chelmon rostratus (copperband butterflyfish), 3045 nucleotides. RefSeq names its product restin homolog. The coding region runs from base 1 to 3045 and encodes 1014 amino acids. NCBI's taxonomy places the organism in Eukaryota, Metazoa, Chordata, Actinopteri, Chaetodontiformes, Chaetodontidae. The transcript is spliced from 2 exons. The record is from RefSeq and is a predicted model, not a curated record.
AUGACAGAGAAGCAACAAAUACCUGAGGUCAUGGAGCUUCUACAAAAAGGUCAUGAGCUGGAAAUGACAAACAGACGCUAUCAGGAGCACAACUCUAACCUCCAGUCAGAGGUAAGUGCGCUUCACUCUGAGCUAAAAGAUAAGAGAGGCAAGGAGACUGAGCUCACACAAAAAGUUCAGUCAUUGCAGAGACUUCAGGACACGGAGAAGAUUGUGAAUGAAAAUCCCACUGCUCAGGUGGACCACCUUGAAUCUCUGACAAAGGAAAAACAAGGAGAGAUUGCCAGUCUGAUGGAAGAGGUGCGUGAGCUUCAGGAAGACAACAAAUUCCUUAGAAAUGAAAUUGAUCGUGUAGUGGAUAAAUUGUCUUCCCUUGAGUCUCUGAAACAGACACAAAACAAGGAGAUUGAAGACAAAAGCAAUCUGAUUGAAAGUCUGACCAACGACAUGUGUGAUUUUCACCAAGACAACAAAGAACUUAGACAGGAUAAUGAAUCCAUGGCCGAUGAGUUGUGUUGCCUUCAAUCUCUGUUAGAGGAACAAAACAAAGAGAUUAGACAGCUGAAGACCACAGUGCGUGACCUUAAGCAUCAUGCAGAGGUGGCUCAGCAAGACCACAGGGAUAAAAAUGAGCUGUUACAGAAGGUAGCCACGUUAGAGCACCUGAAAGAGACAAUGGAGGUGGCAGCAGUCGAGGAUCUGAGCAAGCAGGAUAAGAAGAUUUGUGCCAAGAUGGCCCUGCUUGAAUCUGAAAUAGACCAAAAACAGACAGCGAAUGAAAAACUGUGUGUCAAACUUCUUGAGCAGCAGGAAACUGAGAAAAGACUAACUGAAGAAAAUCAGAGCCUGACUGCUCAGGUGAGCCACCUUGAAUCUCUGACAAAGGAAAAACAAGGAGAGAUUGCCAGUCUGAUGGAAGAGGUGCGUGAGCUUCAGGAAGACAACAAAUUCCUUAGAAAUGAAAAUGAUCGUGUAGUCGAUGAGUUGUCUUCCCUUGAGUCUCUGAAACAGACACAAAACAAGGAGAUUGAAGACAAAAGCAAUCUGAUUGAAAGUCUGACCAACGACAUGCGUGAUUUUCACCAAGACAACAAAGAACUUAGACAGGAUAAUGAAUCCAUGGCCGAUGAGUUGUGUUGCCUUCAAUCUCUGUUAGAGGAACAAAACAAAGAGAUUAGACAGCUGAAGACCACAGUGCGUGACCUUAAGCAUCAUGCAGAGGUGGCUCAGCAAGACCACAGGGAUAAAAAUGAGCUGUUACAGAAGGUAGCCACGUUAGAGCACCUGAAAGAGACAAUGGAGGUGGCAGCAGUCGAGGAUCUGAGCAAGCAGGAUAAGAAGAUUUGUGCCAAGAUGGCCCUGCUUGAAUCUGAAAUAGACCAAAAACAGACAGCGAAUGAAAAACUACUACAUAUGACAGAGAAGCAACAAAUACCUGAGGUCAUGGAGCUUCUACAAAAAGGUCAUGAGCUGGAAAUGACAAACAGACGCUAUCAGGAGCACAACUCUAACCUCCAGUCAGAGGUAAGUGCGCUUCACUCUGAGCUAAAAGAUAAGAGAGGCAAGGAGACUGAGCUCACACAAAAAGUUCAGUCAUUGCAGAGACUUCAGGACACGGAGAAGAUUGUGAAUGAAAAUCCCACUGCUCAGGUGGACCACCUUGAAUCUCUGACAAAGGAAAAACAAGGAGAGAUUGCCAGUCUGAUGGAAGAGGUGCGUGAGCUUCAGGAAGACAACAAAUUCCUUAGAAAUGAAAUUGAUCGUGUAGUGGAUAAAUUGUCUUCCCUUGAGUCUCUGAAACAGACACAAAACAAGGAGAUUGAAGACAAAAGCAAUCUGAUUGAAAGUCUGACCAACGACAUGUGUGAUUUUCACCAAGACAACAAAGAACUUAGACAGGAUAAUGAAUCCAUGGCCGAUGAGUUGUGUUGCCUUCAAUCCCUGUUAGAGGAACAAAACAAAGAGAUUAGACAGCUGAAGACCACAGUGCGUGACCUUAAGCAUCAUGCAGAGGUGGCUCAGCAAGACCACAGGGAUAAAAAUGAGCUGUUACAGAAGGUAGCCAUGUUAGAGCACCUGAAAGAGACAAUGGAGGUGGCAGCAGUCGAGGAUCUGAGCAAGCAGGAUAAGAAGAUUUGUGCCAAGAUGGCCCUGCUUGAAUCUGAAAUAGACCAAAAACAGACAGCGAAUGAAAAACUGUGUGUCAAACUUCUUGAGCAGCAGGAAACUGAGAAAAGACUAACUGAAGAAAAUCAGAGCCUGACUGCUCAGGUGAGCCACCUUGAAUCUCUGACAAAGGAAAAACAAGGAGAGAUUGCCAGUCUGAUGGAAGAGGUGCGUGAGCUUCAGGAAGACAACAAAUUCCUUAGAAAUGAAAAUGAUCGUGUAGUCGAUGAGUUGUCUUCCCUUGAGUCUCUGAAACAGACACAAAACAAGGAGAUUGAAGACAAAAGCAAUCUGAUUGAAAGUCUGACCAACGACAUGUGUGAUUUUCACCAAGACAACAAAGAACUUAGACAGGAUAAUGAAUCCAUGGCCGAUGAGUUGUGUUGCCUUCAAUCUCUGUUAGAGAAACAAAACAAAGAGAUUAGACAGCUGAAGACCACAGUGCGUGACCUUAAGCAUCAUGCAGAGGUGGCUCAGCAAGACCACAGGGAUAAAAAUGAGCUGUUACAGAAGGUAGCCACGUUAGAGCACCUGAAAGAGACAAUGGAGGUGGCAGCAGUCGAGGAUCUGAGCAAGCAGGAUAAGAAGAUUUGUGCCAAGAUGGCCCUGCUUGAAUCUGAAAUAGACCAAAAACAGACAGCGAAUGAAAAACUGUGUGUCAAACUUCUUGAGCAGCAAGAAACUGAGAAAAGACCAGUUGAAACAAAUCAGAAGCAGACUGCUCAGGUGGCUCACCUUCAAGAUGAGGUCGUCCUGGAGAAUCCAGCUGCUCGGGUUCAGACCAGAAGCCUGUGGCGUUGCUCUGCUAAAUUUGCUUUUUGUGUUGGCAUGGCUGUAACUACUGUUGUUGGCAUGGGUGUCAUGGCCAACAUUCUGUGA